Messenger RNA from Glossina fuscipes, 1785 nucleotides. It is a transcript of the gene ppk, whose product is annotated as pickpocket protein 28. Gene Ontology annotation, biological process: sodium ion transmembrane transport. NCBI's taxonomy places the organism in Eukaryota, Metazoa, Arthropoda, Insecta, Diptera, Glossinidae. The transcript has 8 exons. The coding region runs from base 1 to 1785 and encodes 594 amino acids. Gene Ontology annotation, cellular component: membrane. The record is from RefSeq and is a predicted model, not a curated record. Gene Ontology annotation, molecular function: ligand-gated sodium channel activity.
AUGUUUCCGGAUUCUGACAAAUGUGAAGAGUUUCCGAAAACGGAGUCAGAAUUUCUUAGUGCGCCUAGUGAAAAUGAACUUUCGUUAAGCAUUAAUUCUAAGGCUUUAAGUGAUGUGCCCAGUGAUAUAAUUAUUAAAUCAAAAAUCAAAUAUGGCAGUCGUUGGGAUGCUUUUAAGGGCUUAUUAGCGGAGUAUUCGAAAAGCACUUCAAUUCACGGUAUACGUUAUAUUUUCGAAAUUCAUAGACCAUUCUAUGAAAAAAUUUAUUGGAUUGUACUCAUGUUGAUUUCAUUAUACUUUGCCACUUCUUUAAUACGCGAAAGUUAUUUGAAAUGGAUGGAUUCACCAGUCAUAGUAGGCUUUGAUGAGACGCUAGUACCCGUCCACAAAAUUCCUUUUCCCACAAUCACUAUAUGCCCCGAGAUUAAAAUGGAGACGGAAGUGUUUGACUUUGCGAACAUAUCACAGCAGAUCUGGUCGGAGAUUGAAAAAUAUCAACAAUUCGAAAAUCUAUCGAACAUAACCGAUGAAGAUUUACAGCGAUUUCUAGCCACUUUGCAAACAUGUGAGAGCGAAGUUUUUGAUCGCUUUGCGCCUUAUAUGCCGAAGAAUUUAAUCUUUGAUGUUCCACAAAAUUUAUUGGAUUUAGCCGUAAGAACUAACGUAACGAUGCUAUUUGGUAAAUGGAAUGGACGCUUUUACUUUUGCAGCAAUCUCUUCAAAUAUGUUUUAACAGACGAAGGAGUUUGCUACCAGUUUAAUGGAUUGGAUGUAGAGGAUAUGUACAGAGAAUUAGAUUACAUACCGCAAGCGGACAGAACUAAAAUUGAUUACAAUAAUUAUUUUGACGGUGAAUUACCACCUUUUAAUAAUAUUACCGGCGCUUGGUCGUUAGAUAAUGGCUAUGUAGGUCAAGGCUUCAAUUCGUAUCCGCAACGUAUGGUACUUACGUCAUCACGUAAUGGCUUAGUUGUCAUCCUAAAUGGUUUCGAGCACAAUUUUGAUUAUAGCUGUCGCAACUUCAAACAGGGUUAUAAGGUUUUUCUAAAUUCUCCUGAGAGUAUACCGUUAACGACUGGAAACUAUAUAUUGGUGCCACAUAACGAUGAAGUGCUCGUUAGCAUAAUACCUCAUUAUGUCAUGUCCGCGAAAAAUUUACAUGAUAUUGAGCCGAAAAAACGUCAAUGUUUUUUCAACGAUGAGAGAUAUUUGCGUUAUUUCAAAUCAUACUCGCAGAAUAAUUGCCAAAUUGAAUGUUUGGUUAAUUAUACCAUAAGUAAAUGUGGUUGCGUAAAAUAUUGGAUGCCAAAACCUACCGCUAUUCCAUUUUGUAGCCUUGAAGAUGUCUUCUGCUAUACAAAUGCUGAAGAAGAAAUGAUUUUAAAAAUUCAAAAUCAAACUAAUGCAAAAAUCAAAGAUGAUAAUGUGAAAGUAAUGUGUGACUGCAUGCCAUCAUGUAAUUCGUUAGAUUAUGAUUUUGAAAUUUCGGCAUCGUAUUAUAAUAUGGAAAAGACCAUAAUAGCAUGGCGCGAAACAUACGAGCACAGCGACUCGCGCACAGCUCGGCUUAUUGUAUAUUUUCGAGAACCACAAUUUACUGCGAUUAAACGUACGAUUAUGUUUAGCAUUUCCACACUAAUCGCGAACUGUGGUGGUAUCUUUGGUCUAUUUAUGGGUAUCUCCAGUUUGAGUAUAAUUGAGUUCGUUUAUUUCUUCACAAUGCGUCUGUUCAGCAAUUUGCGUCAACGUCGUUUAAUUAAGAAAAAACUUUUUCAACAAGAUUGA